AUGACACUUGACCAAUCCAAGGAGUUUGAAGCGAUGAAAGCCAUGAAUGCCUCUUUGCAAAGUCAAGUUGAUGCCUUGAAGAAGCAAGUGGGUCCACAGAAUGCUCCGGUUGCGUAUGUACAAGUAGGUUGUGAGCAUUGUGGGGAUUUCAAUCAUGGAAGUAGUGAGUGCUAUGCCACGGGUCAAGCGUGGAGCGAACAAGUGAAUUAUGUGGGAGCAAGCUCAAGUCAAGAACUACCAACGGAAUGUGAGGAAGUGGUUAUCGAGGUUGAAGAGCCCUAUGUGAGGCCACCACCGCCGCCAUCCUUGGCGGAUGCGCUCCGUGAGAUGCCACAAUAUGCCAAGUUCUUAAAGGACAUCAUUACCAACAAACGGAGUUGGGAUAAUGGCGCAACGGUUCCCAUUCCGGAAGUGUGUAGCUCAAUCAUCUUGAAUGACCUACCGGCUAAGUUAAAGGACCCAGGGAGUUUCUCUAUACCUUGUGCUAUAGGCACUAUGAAUUCAAUAAAUUGCUUAUGUGACCUUGGCGCUAGUAUUAAUCUUAUGCCUCUCACUCUUUUUAGGGCGUUAUGUGGAGAUCAAACCGUGAAAAACACCUCGAUGGUACUCCAACUCGCGGAUCAUUCGUUGAAGAGGCCGUUUGGGAUUGUAGAAGAUGUUCUUGUGAAGGUGGAUAAGUUUAUAUUCCCGGUAGACUUUGUUAUCUUGGAUUACGCGGUAGACAAGGAAUGCCCAAUUAUCUUAGGGCGGCCCUUUAUGAAUACAGGGAGAGCUUUAAUUGAUGUACAUGGUGGGAAAUUGACAUUGAGAAUUGAUGAAGAAACGGAGGAUUGUAUGAGGAUAGACUUCAUUGAUGAGAUUGUGCAAGAACAACUUCAAGAAAAUGUGCAAGUGUUGAAUCAAGCAAAGGGGGAAAUUUCUGGAAAUUUUGAGUUGUCAAGCUUCUCAGAGGAAAAAAUUCCUGUUUCAUUUAACACUAAGGUUUUGUUUCAUUCCGGGUCGGUGGAUGAUGAAUACACUAGAGAGGAUGAACCGAAGCCGGAAAGUUUAAACAAGAGCAAUGGUGUGACACCACCAUCUUCGGAGUUGCCCCCGAAGGUUAAAAUGAAGCCGCUUCCGACUCACCUCCGGUAUACUUUUAUUGGAGAAAAUGAGACUUUACCAAUAAUCAUCUCAAAUAAGCUUUCUAAGGAUCAAGAAAGGAGGGUUGUGCAAGUAGUGAAAGAGCACAUGCUAGCAAUGGGGUGGCAAAUCUCCGAUAUUCGAGGUAUAAGUCCUCAAAUUGUGAUGCAUAAGAUUAAUCUCGAAGACGAGUCAAAGAAAUCAACUCAAAGGCAACGAAGGUUAAAUCCAAACAUGAAGGAGGUAGUGCACAAAGAGAUCGUCAAGCUCCUCGACGCCGGGAUAAUCUAUCCGAUUUCGGAUAGUGAGCGGGUUAGUCCCAUUCAAUGUGUGCCUAAAAAGGGAGGUAUGACAAUGGUGGAGAAUGAAAAAGGCGAGCAAAUCUCCACAAGGACGGUGUUCAUGGAUGAUUUCUCCGUGUUUGGCGAUUCGUUCGAUGGUUGCUUAGCGAAUCUGAGGCGGGUUUUAGCACUAUGUGUGGAGACAAAUUUGGUGCUCAAUUUGAAAAAAUGCCAUUUCAUGGUGGAUGAAGUUGCUCCGGCUACGGUCAAAGGAGUUCGGGCAUUUUUGGGCCAUGCGGGUUUUUACCGGCGGUUCAUUAAGGAUUUUUCAUCUAUUGCAAGACCCUUGACGAGUUUACUAGUGAAGGAUGCAUCGUUUGAAUUCACAAAGGAAUGCCAAAGUGCUUUUGAGAAGCUAAAGGAGGCGCUUGUGACCGCUCCUAUUAUCUCAUCUCCGGAUUGGAGUUUGCCCUUUGAGCUAAUGUGUGACGCUAGUGACCAAGCAUUGGUUUGCGUGUUGGGGCAAAGAAAAGACAAGCGGGUGCAUGUGAUCUAUUAUGCUAGCCGGACUAUGGCGGGCGCGCAACUCAACUACACCACUACCGAAAAGGAGAUGUUGGCGGUUGUCUUUGCCCUCGACAAGUUUAGACAAUAUUUGCUUGGGUCGAAAUGCAUCAUAUACAUCGACCAUGCCGCUUUACGAUAUCUAUUCACUAAGCAAGAUGCGAAGCCAAGGCUCAUUCGGUGGAUUCUUCUCAUGCCAGAAUUCGAUGUAGAAAUCCGAGACAAGAAAGGUACAGAGAAUGUGGUAGCGGACCAUCUUUCGAGGUUUGAAAUUCCGGAACCAAUUCCUAUCGGUGAGGAAAUCAAGGAGUGUUUCCCGGAUGAAACACUCAUGAUGAUUCGGGAAGUAGAAACACCAUGGUAUGCCGACUUUGCAAAUUACCUCUCAUCGGGAGUCAUGCCUCCGGACUUGACAUCUCACAAAAGGAAGAAGUUCUUAUCCGAUGUUAAAAGGUACUUGUGGGAUGAACCUUUCUUGUUUAAAAAAUGUGGAGAUGGGAUGUUGAGACGAUGUGUGGCUUUGGGGGAAAUGAUGCCCAUUUUGAGUUCAUGUCAUGUGACCGGACAUUAUGGUUCGGCAAGAACCGCCACUAGAGUGCUUGAGAGCGGGUUCUUUUGGCCAACCUUAUUUCGUGAUGCCAAAGAGUUUGUUGACCAUUGUGAUCGGUGUCAACGUGUAGGCAAUAUCUCAAAAAGAGACGAGAUGCCUUUGACUUCGGUGCAAGAAGUAGAGAUAUUUGAUGUAUGGGGUAUAGAUUUCAUGGGGCCUUUUCCGGUAUCAUUCAAAAGCCAAUACAUUUUGGUAUAUGUGGAUUAUGUUUCAAAAUGGGUAGAGGCGGAGGCUUUGCCCACUAACGAUGCUAAAGUGGUGUUGAGUUUUCUUAAGCGGCUAGUGAAUCGGUUUGGGACCCCUAGAGUGGUCAUUAGUGAUGGCGGUUCGCAUUUUUGCAAUCGGCAAUUUCAAGCUCUUAUGAGGAAGUACAAUGUGCAUCACCGGGUCGCCACACCGUAUCAUCCCCAAACUAGUGGCCAAGUAGAAGUCUCCAACCGCGAGUUGAAAAGAAUUUUGGAGAAAACGGUAAAUGGAUCCCGGAAAGAUUGGUCCUUGAAGUUGGAUGACGCAUUGUGGGCAUAUCGGACGGCCUACAAGACUCCACUCGGCAUGUCAUCGUUCCGUAUUGUUUAUGGGAAGGCGUGUCAUCUUCCUCUAGAGCUUGAGCAUAGAGCGUAUUGGGCUAUUAAGAAGUUGAACUUUGAAUUCAAGAAGGCGGGGGAAAAGAGAUUGCUUCAAUUGAAUGAGUUAGAUGAAUUCCGAUUCAUGGCAUAUGAAAAUGCCAAGCUUUACAAAGAGAAAACGAAGCAAUGGCAUGACGCCCAUAUUGUUCCCAAGGUGCUAGAGGUUGGUUCAUUUGUCCUUCUCUAUAACUCUUGUUUGAGGUUGUUUCCGGGAAUGCUUAAGUCCCGUUGGAGUGGCCCGUUUAAAAUACGAAACGUGGCAAAUCACGGUGCGGUAGAAUUGGAGAAUUCUAAGGGUGAGACCUUCAAGGUCAAUGGACAAAGAUGCAAGCCAUAUCUUGGGCCAUUGACCAAUCGGGUGGAAGAUGAAGUUUCUUUCAGCACUCCUACUUGA
Messenger RNA from Mercurialis annua (annual mercury), 3597 nucleotides. RefSeq lists its product as uncharacterized. The transcript is spliced from 7 exons. NCBI's taxonomy places the organism in Eukaryota, Viridiplantae, Streptophyta, Magnoliopsida, Malpighiales, Euphorbiaceae. The record is from RefSeq and is a predicted model, not a curated record. Gene Ontology annotation, molecular function: nucleic acid binding. Bases 1 to 3597 code for a protein of 1198 amino acids. Gene Ontology annotation, biological process: DNA integration.